Myiozetetes cayanensis is the source of this 1363-nucleotide messenger RNA. RefSeq names its product glioma pathogenesis-related protein 1-like. Gene Ontology annotation, cellular component: extracellular region. The transcript has 6 exons. The record is from RefSeq and is a predicted model, not a curated record. The coding region runs from base 1 to 882 and encodes 293 amino acids. NCBI's taxonomy places the organism in Eukaryota, Metazoa, Chordata, Aves, Passeriformes, Tyrannidae.
AUGAAAACCACAUUUUUAUUUGCAGCAUUGUUUUUACUGGAUUUCUUCGUUUGCUUUCAUGCUUAUCUACAAUAUCCCUUGCCUGACACAGAGGAUGCAAAGUUCAUUAAAGACUGUGUGAGAGCUCACAACACAUUUCGAUCCAAAGUGAAUCCAGCAGCCAGCAAUAUGUUUCGCAUGUCCUGGGAUGCUGCUUUAGCUAAUUCUGCCAAAGCAUGGGCAAAGAAGUGCAAGUUUAAACACAAUAUCAACCUUGAAAUACCAGGAAAGAUUCACCCCAUCUUCCCCCUUGUUGGAGAAAACAUCUGGACUGGCACAGCCACCACCUUCUCUGUGGGUGCAGCUCUCAGUGACUGGUUUAACGAAGGCAGCAGCUAUGAUUUCAGCACCAAUAGUUGUACUGGCAUGUGUGGUCACUACACUCAGGUUGUUUGGGCAGAGAGUUACAAAGUUGGCUGCGCAGUUCACUUCUGCAAUACAGUUGAACAUUUUCCAGAAGUGUCGGAAGCAGCACACUUCAUUUGUAACUAUGGGCCAGCGGGGAAUUACCCAAGAAAACCAUAUAAAGCAGGACAACCAUGCAGUGGAUGCAGUAAUGAGAAGUGUGUAGACAAGCUCUGUGAAAAUACAGACCGGGAGAAGCUGAUAAAUUAUGCCAACUGGUAUCCAGACUGGGAUGCACAGCCCCAGUCCCAGCCACCGUGGCCCCGCAUCCCCGGUCCUCCUGUGCCAAAAUACAUCCCACCUGCUGAGCAUCCACGUUCCUCUUGUGACCAGUACUGUCUUAGUGUUUUAAUUUUAAGGCCACUGUUUCUGGUACUGAGUGCUAGUGCUGUUCUUUUAGUACAACAGCGAUUUCCACACACAUUUUUUUAUGAGUAACGGUCAAUUACGGUACUGAUAGCGAUCCUACUGCUGUAUUAGUAUCAGACAAUUGCACAAAUUUAAAAAAACACUUGGUCAUCUCUCCAUUAUCCCUGUGAUGUUUAUCCAGCAUAGGAAAAGCUGCUUCCUCACUCAAGGCAAGAUAUAAGUGGCUGUGCAUAGAGAUAAUAUUAUUAAUUUAUUGGCAAUAGCUGCAACACGUUCCCAUGUCUGUAUGAGCCUGUUAGCUCUGGCUCCAGGCUAGCUCACUGUUAGAGGGACCACAGAGAGUGUCUAUUACUACAUGUGCUAACAAGCCUCCUGGAAACCUGGCCAUCACAAAGACAUGUCUUAAGCGGCCCACUGUAUCCAAAAGACGUAAUAACUCAUCUCCAUUAACCUUCAGUUAUCCCAGACACAAUUUUCACCAGAUAACAGAGAUUUAACUGUAUUACUUUUUACAAACAGAAGUAAAGCUUGUCCUUUACUAUAUUGAGCC